UCUCGAAUUACAUUUCCGACUAUACAUAUAUAAAUUUUGCAAUGCUUACAUCGUCCAGUUUAUCAAAAACAUCAGUUUUAAGACUAAGUACCUAUAUUCAUAGGCAAUUAAAUCGCCCUUAUUUUGCUUCAACUCAAACUGUUCUUGGAAUAGAGACUUCAUGCGAUGAUACUGGAUGUGCAAUAGUAGAUUCAAAUGCUAAAGUAUUGAGUGAAACUUUAUUUUCUCAAAAUAUUGUACACUUGAGGUAUGGUGGAGUGAAUCCAACAGUGGCAAGAGAUUUGCACCGUGAUAAUAUAGAAUUGGCAGUCAGUACAGCUAUACAAAAUAGUAAAAUUGAGGUACAAAAUGUGAAUGCCGUAGCUGUGACAGUAAAGCCUGGUUUAUUGGCUAGUUUACAAAUAGGAGUUAAAUAUGGUAUGUUUUUAGCAAAAAAAUAUAAUAAAGUUCUCAUACCCAUUCACCACAUGGAGGCACAUGCAUUAGUGGCUCGAAUGUUUCAUACUAUAAAUUUUCCUUUUAUUGCAUUAUUAAUAUCUGGAGGACACUGCUUGCUGUGUCUUGUAAGGGAUGUAAAUGAUUUUAUAUUGCUGGGGGAAACUUUAGACAACGCUCCAGGAGAAAUACUGGAUAAAAUGGCGAGAAGGUUGAAACUGCGAAAUAUUCCAGACUAUUCAAAAUUUCCUGGUGGGAGAGCUAUUGAAUUAGCUGCUGGAAGUGCAAACAAGCUUGAUUAUUUCCAUUUUCCUGUACCUAUGGCUAGAGUAAGAGAUUGUAAUUUUAGUUUCAGUGGUUUAAAAAAUGCCUUUGAUAAACAUUUGGCUGCUAAAGAGUUUAAUCAUGGUAUACUUGGAGAUGAGAUUAUACCAGAAGUGAAUGAAUUGUGUGCUUCUUUUCAAAUGGCAAUAGUACAACAUAUAAUUCAGAGAACUGAGCGAGCAAUUAAAUUUUGUGAAUUGAAUAAUUUUAUUACUUCGGAUAACAAAACUAUUGUGGUAUCUGGUGGUGUUGCAUGUAAUAAUUUUAUAUUUAAGCAUUUACAGUUACUCGGGAAUGACUUUGGUUUUAAUGUGGUUAGACCACCUCCAAAGGUCUGUACUGAUAAUGGUGUGAUGAUAGCUUGGAAUGGUAUUGAGAAAAUGAAGAAAAAAUUAAGCUUUAAAAAAGUAACAUUGAAUGAUGUAGACCCUGCAGCUGCACUGGGUGUAAAUAUUAGUAAAAGAGUGGCAGCUGCGGGUAUUCAAGUUAAAUUAAGAAAAAUAAAACAUCUUUAAUAUGUUAACUGCUAAAACACAACAUAUUGUGUGAACAUACACUGCAACUGUGCUGUUUAACAUGCCAUGCUUGUUAAAGUGUCUAAAUAUGCAUUAGUAUGGUUGAAACAACAGAGCUUUAUUAGACCUUGUAUUUUUAUUAAGGCUAGUAUUAAGUGUUAAAAUUACAGCUAACCUCAGAAAGUAAAACUGCUGUGGUGUGUCAUAUUGAUGCUCAGCAUUUUAUACAAUUGUUUCAAUAAAUAAUAUAUUUGUCUAAGAAA
This is a messenger RNA of Leptidea sinapis, 1537 nucleotides long. RefSeq names its product tRNA N6-adenosine threonylcarbamoyltransferase, mitochondrial-like. NCBI's taxonomy places the organism in Eukaryota, Metazoa, Arthropoda, Insecta, Lepidoptera, Pieridae. The record is from RefSeq and is a predicted model, not a curated record. The transcript has a single exon. Gene Ontology annotation, biological process: tRNA threonylcarbamoyladenosine modification. Bases 42 to 1274 code for a protein of 410 amino acids. Gene Ontology annotation, cellular component: mitochondrion.